Molecule: messenger RNA, 1048 nt
Organism: Prunus avium (sweet cherry)
Lineage: Eukaryota; Viridiplantae; Streptophyta; Magnoliopsida; Rosales; Rosaceae
Product: F-box protein PP2-B15-like
Molecular function (GO): protein binding
Source: RefSeq, a predicted model, not a curated record
GCAUUAUCACACCAGUCAAACAAAACUUGAAACAUCUUCCAAACUCCCAUUGUUCCUGCUGCUCUCUCUGUGUCCUACACUUCUUCUCAAACUAUUUGAACAUUACAACUUUUGAGAGAUGAAUUUGGAUCACUUGCCCGGAGACUGCUUUGCGCAUAUUUUAUCAUUUACAUCUCCCGGAGAUGCAUGUCGUUGUUCAUUAGUUUCGUGGUCGUUUCGCACCAUGGCUGAUUUGGAUAGCGUGUGGGAGAAAUUUCUGCCAUCCGACCAUGCUGAAAUUCUAUCCAGAUUAGUAUGUCCAAUAACUUAUUCCUCUAACAAAGAGUUGUUUAUCAGGUUAUGCAGUCCAAAUCUAAUUGAUGGUGGUAAGAAGAUGUUCUCAAUAGAGAAAUCAACAAGGAAAAAAUGUUACAUGUUAAGUGCAAGGGAUGUUUCAAUUACAUGGGCAUGCAAUCCUCUGUAUUGGACCUGGAGACCUCUUGUUGAAUCAAGAUUUGCAGAGGUUGCUGAACUCAGAACCAUUUGGUGGCUGGAAAUAUGUGGCACAAUGAACACUCAAAUGCUGUCACCAAAUACAGUCUACGGGGCCUAUCUUAUUGCCAAGUUGGCUGAUCGUGCGUAUGGCUUCGACUCUUUGCCAUCUGAGGUUUCACUUGAAGUUGGUAACUUCAAAUCACAAGGUACAGUUUACUUGAGCACACGCCAUGAUCAAAGUAGGAAGCAAGCUGCUGCUGCUGCUGAUUUAGAACAUGAACAUUUUUCGAAGCGGAUCAGAGCUUUGAGAUGGAGGGUUUUAGAAGGAGAUCAUGGAGGAGGUCUCUGUGAGCGCAAAGAUGGCUGGAUGGAAGUAGAAAUAGGAAGCUUUUACAAUGAAGGUUGUGCUAAUAAUGAUGUAAAGAUGAGCCUAAAAGAAGUGAAGGGUGCCCAUCUCAAAGGUGGACUUAUUGUUGAGGGAAUUGAGAUUAGGCCAAAAAUUUAAUGCAUGUACGGCAUUAAUUUUGAAUAAAGUUUCUCAAUUAUGAAUGGAUUUUAAGUACUCGAACUUGAA